UGUUCUUCCUAAAUGACUCCUUCAUGACAUCCAUCGGGGUACUUAUUAGUGGUCCGACAGGCGUCUCGGGAUUAGUACACAUCCCGCUAUACAUCGGAACAAUAGCGUACUAAACAAAAUAAGUCUUAAGUGUGUUGUGAUUUAUAAAUUAAUAUUUGAUGGAGAACUUCUUAAAUUAUCAGUGCACAGAAGAAACCUGGGAUAAGGGUAUAUUUACACCUUAUCAGAACGGUGCUGGAGUGGUGUCAGCGGUGAAGCAGAGAUGCCAAGCCAAUGCGAGAGAAAGGGACAGGACGCAAAACAGUGUCAACACGGCUUUCAACACUCUUCGGUUACUGAUUCCCACCGAGCCACCGGACAGGAAACUCAGUAAGAUAGAAAUAUUGCGGCUCGCUGGCAGCUACAUCACGCAUCUCGACAACCAACUCUUUACUGGCGACGUGGAUCAACCCUGUCUUCAGAAGAAUGAUGGCGACAACAAAAAUAAUUCCCUAUGCACGUUUUGCUGGUCGUCGUUGAAAAAAGAAAAAAACGCGCCGCCGCCUGACAAAAAUUACUACAAAAUGACAUAUUAAUAACAAUGUUCUACGUCAAGUUCAACUAGUCCAACCUUUAGUUAGCAUUUGUAAAUGUAAGCAUAAUAUUAAAUUUCUAUAUUAUAUCUAUGUACUUACCUAAUUUAAUAAAAUUUACUUACCCAAUCAAUUACUGAAA
Manduca sexta (tobacco hornworm) is the source of this 714-nucleotide messenger RNA. Its product is annotated as transcription factor 15. The transcript is spliced from 4 exons. Gene Ontology annotation, biological process: regulation of transcription by RNA polymerase II; developmental process. Gene Ontology annotation, molecular function: RNA polymerase II transcription regulatory region sequence-specific DNA binding; protein dimerization activity; DNA-binding transcription factor activity, RNA polymerase II-specific. Lineage: Eukaryota; Metazoa; Arthropoda; Insecta; Lepidoptera; Sphingidae. Bases 159 to 575 code for a protein of 138 amino acids. The record is from RefSeq and is a predicted model, not a curated record.